AGCACAGCCGCCAUUCUGUUUAGGGUAUUCUACAGAGAACGUUCAUCAUGGCCAACAUAUCUAAGAGAAGGAAAGUCGAAGAGCAGAAGAAAGUCAGGGACAAGGAGCCGAAUUACAGCCCCAAAGAGAGAGAUCUCAUUGCCAUUAUUUACAUUUAUAUUUCACGGUUGAUGAACCCACAGAGAAUCAGCGAUAUAGCGGAGCACACAGCGAAGGUUUACAAUAUGCAUGCUGAGAAGAAAGUGCAACAAGAUGUUAUAAGGGUUCGCGAUGAAAACAAAUUGAUCUCGAAGAUACAUCGAAUGACCACCACAACCAAGGAAAUGACAGGACCUAAUAGACCACCAUUUUCAUCUAGAAUGAUGCAAAGAGCUAUCAAUGAGUUUGUAGAUAAGCACAAAGCAUCUCUAACAAACUUGAAAAGGAUUCCGGAGUUUCCUUUACCCAGUGGGCUUGUCGUGAGGGAUCAAUCAUCUGAAUUUUACGGUGAUGAAGAGAUGGCAUCAUGGAGACAAGUUGAAAGCGAGAUUUUUGAUUCUGCCCUUUGCGUUCGCUAUAUGGUUAAUAAUGAGCUUUUGAGUGCCGAUGGUGAUUCUGAAAGUGCUGAAGCUGUGGCUGGAAACGGAGAUGAGAAGCCGGUUGACAAAUUAAACAAGAAGCCCAUUGGAAGGCCAAGCAAGAAGUCCACAGAGACCUUGGAUGAAAAGAGUGGAACUUAUGAGAGUGCGGACAAGGACAAUGAUAGACCAACGGGCAGUAUUGGUGAGAAUAAAGGUAACACCAUGAAGACUGAGCCAAAGAUCAAGGACAAACAACAGAAGAAAGUUGUUUCUUUCUCUCUCCCAGAAUCAUCAAUGAUUGAUGAUGAUCACAAGACAAUCAACGCUCAGAAGUUGAAUACGCUCGAGGAGGGAGGCAUUGAUGGUGAACAAGAUGCCAAUUCUGAUGAUGAUGAUGACGAAGAAAGCGACAGUGACUCCGUAGACGCCAAGGGCACUACAAAGGUCACGAAAGUGUAUCAUAUUCAAGGCCACAACAUCUCCACGAGGAAGCUCUUCCUCACCACCCAGGACAGAGACGGCUCCACAGCUCCUCAGACCAACCACUCGGAAAUAACCCGUCUCAGACAAGAGCUCGAAACCUUGAGAGGAGAAUAUGCCGAUGAUAUCGCCGCUACGAGGAACUACUGCAGGAAGUUGGCCAAAAUGGUUGAGGCUCAGAAUGCCACCAUCGAGGACCUCCAGGACAGGGUCUACUACCUUGAGGAUAAAUUCAUAUACAAGGACGAGGUAAGGAAGGAAAAUGAAGAAGCAAAGUAGAGAAUUAACUAAUAUGUCUAUGUGACAAUGAACGGUGUAAUUGUCACCGUCGUGUCCGCGCUCAUCCUCAUAGUAAGCUACUCCAGCCGUCCCCUACCCGCCUUUGUCC
Molecule: messenger RNA, 1428 nt
Organism: Williopsis jadinii
Lineage: Eukaryota; Fungi; Ascomycota; Saccharomycetes; Phaffomycetales; Wickerhamomycetaceae
Exons: 1
Coding region: 48-1319 (423 amino acids)
Source: RefSeq, a predicted model, not a curated record